Messenger RNA from Aplysia californica (California sea hare), 559 nucleotides. RefSeq lists its product as uncharacterized. Gene Ontology annotation, molecular function: NADP binding; N,N-dimethylaniline monooxygenase activity; flavin adenine dinucleotide binding. The record is from RefSeq and is a predicted model, not a curated record. The coding region runs from base 105 to 476 and encodes 123 amino acids. NCBI's taxonomy places the organism in Eukaryota, Metazoa, Mollusca, Gastropoda, Aplysiida, Aplysiidae. The transcript has 2 exons.
AUAAAAUAGUGCAUUUCCACUAUCUGUCUUUUGUGUUUCAGACAAUUGUAGCUUUGGGCAGCGGGAGCUGGAUCUUGCCGCGUCUGGCCAGUGGAGGCAUCCCUAUGUUCGAGAAGUUAUCACGUACACAGAUGUUAUCAUACAAGGCAGAGGUGGUCUAUAACGACCUAGCUAUGAAAGAAAGCGAUCUGUUCCUUAAUCACGCUGGGACAGGAGUGAGGUCCGACAAACUCCCUUCUAUGUCUCCUAUUGGCGUAGCAAAUAAUUUCCAGCUGGACGUCAUAUGCGGAAAAAUCCAGAUUUAUGGUCAUCUGAACAGACUGAGUGGUAGCACAGCCUUCUUCUCUGAUGGUUCUUUCGUUGAGGACAUCGACGCCAUUGUCUACUGUUCUGGCUUCAAGCCAGACUUGUCAAUAGUGGAGGAGGAAGGCAUCAUUCAUGGUAAUAUCAUAUGUAAUCAUUCAGCUCAGCAUUAGUGGUACCUGUGUAUUCCGUUUCAACAAUCAGCUGACUCAACGUUGCAAACAUUUUUUGUUUGUUCUAUCGUCAUUCAAAUGUU